Molecule: messenger RNA, 2292 nt
Organism: Lodderomyces jiufengensis
Lineage: Eukaryota; Fungi; Ascomycota; Pichiomycetes; Serinales; Debaryomycetaceae
Exons: 1
Coding region: 1-2292 (763 amino acids)
Biological process (GO): positive regulation of DNA-templated transcription
Cellular component (GO): SWI/SNF complex
Source: RefSeq, a predicted model, not a curated record
AUGAAUUCUACUACACUAAGAACAGCUGUAUCAAUGAGUUUUAUGAAUGAUCAUUUGAAAAAAAUUGCAUCAUCAUCAUCAAAUUCUGCUAAUACAACAAGUUCAUCAAUUCAUUCUACUACUUCAUCCCUUAGAAAGAAAAAAUCUACUUCAUCAUUAACUCCACCAAACUCUUCAAGUAAUCAUAAUAUACUAAAAAAUAAGUCUUCAAUUGCUGAUCUUUUACAAGGUAAUGCAAAUCAUAAAACAACUCCAGAAUCACCUUCAUAUUAUCAAGAAACAAUUUUUAAAUUAUUUACAUAUAUUGUUAUAUUAUUACCAACUUUAACUUCAAUUUUAUUCCCUAUAAAUUCAAAUACAAUCCCUAAAAAUGAACAAAUUGGUAAUUUUAUUAUAGAUUUAUUAACAGUUAUACUAAUUAGUUGGGUUGUUAGAUUUACAAUGGAAUGGCCCUAUAAUUGGAUGAAAAAAUUACAACAAACAAAAGCAAGAUUAUUUAAAGAACUUAAUUCAAAUAAUAAUUUAAAUAAUGAAAAUACUGAUAAAAUUAUUAUGCUUAUUAGGAAAAUUUAUACAUUUGAAAUUAUAGCAUUAAUUUGUUGUUUAAUAUCAUCAAUUUUAAGUUCUACUUUAUUAAUUUGGACAAGGAAAUAUACAAUAAUUGAUCAAAAACGGAAAAAAAUGGUUUUUAAUAAUGUUAAUAUUGCAUUAUUACAAUUUUGGUCAAUUUUUAGAAUAAUGAUUACUUUUAUUGAAUCAUUACAAAAUUCUUCAUUAAAUAAUAAUAAUAUUUAUGUACAAAAUUCAAAUUUUCAAAAUUGGCUUCAAGAUUUAAAGCAUUAUUUUUUACCAAAUUUAACUAAUCAAAUUUUAUUGGAUCAUUUACAAAUAAAUAAUAAACAAUUGGAUAAAUUAAAAUUAGAUUUAUUGAAAGUUAAAAAGGAAUUGAAAUCAAGAGAAGAAUAUGAUGAAGUACAACAACGUCAAUUGAUACAACUGCAUCAACAACAAAUACAAGAAAAUAUACAAUUACAACAAUUACUUCAACAACAACAACAACAACUGCAGCUGCAACAACAUCUAAAAAGUGGGUUACCUCAACAUCAAAUUCAUUAUGAAACUAUAGAUUCAAAUCAAUCAAUAUCACCAUUUCCUUUAAGUUUAUCACCAAAAGAAGGAUCACCUCCAAAUUCACCAACUCUUGAGUAUCCUAAUCAACAACCGUUGCAAUUACAACAACCUUUAUUACCAAGACGAAAAUCAUUUCAUGGUAAAACUCCCUUAAAAACUAUAGUUGAACAAGAAGAAGAUUUGGUGUUUGAAUCAUUAGAAACCCCAUCAUUUACAAAAUUUGAUAAUACUUCAAAUUCAAUAUUAACUGAUCCAACAACUACCACCACAACAGUUUUCAAUAAAAAUUAUCACAACAAUAAUUCAAGUCCAAUUCAUAGUUUAUCAAAUAUUGAAUUUUUACAAAUCGUCAAGAAAACAAUUCGAAAUUUACAAAAUGAAUUAUCAAUAUUUGAUUUUGUAACUCAUCCAAAUUUUGUAAGAAAAGUAUUAUUUAACGAAUUUAAUUCUAUCUUUGUUCAAGUCCAAUUUCAUGAUUAUGAAAUUUUAAGAUUUUUCAUUUUGGAAAUUUAUGAAAUUUAUAUCUUGGGUGUUUAUGUUAGUGUCAUGGAUAAUCUUUUAGAUAUCUUUCAAAAUCCUUUUCAGUUCAUUUUUAAAAUUAUUUGGUGGGGUUGUUUUAAAAUUCCAAUUUAUGCUAUUACUUUUUAUUUCAAAAUUUUAUUUCAUAUUCCAAUUUUAAUUAUGAGAUUAAUUUUAAUUAAACCUUUAGGUAUUAUUUACUUUAUUGCACAAACUGUUUUAAGUGUAAUUUUAAGAUCAACUACUUCAUUAAUGAUUACAGAUAAAUUUAAAUCAUCAUCUACAAAAUUCAAUAGCUACAAUAAUUAUUUACAACAACAUCAACAACAUCAACAACAUCAACAACAGCAACAACAAGAUCAAAAGAAGAGUCAAAAAAUACAUCCAUUAGUAACAGAUCAUUUCACAAUGAAACAAUUCCAUUUAUCCCCCACUUUAAAAGAUGAAGAAGAUUAUUUUGUCAACAAUAAUCACAAUAAUACAACUUUUAAUGUUGCAAAUUUGAAUAAUUCCACAGAUAAGAAAUUGAAAUUUAAAAAUAAUCCUUUAAUUUCAGUCACUCCUCAUUCAAUUAAUAAUGUAAGUGGUGGUGGUAAUGGUGGGUAUAAAUUUGAUACUCAUCAUGUUAUAUAUGAGGAUUAA